UGGGCGGCAGCCGGACCCCGGCCCGCCCGGCAGCGCCUCCGCCACCGCCGCCCGCCCGGGGCCGCUUCGGCGGCCAGCGGAGCCCCCGCCAGCCAUGGAGCUCUCCCUGCGGCUGCUCCUGGCGUCCUGCCUCUCCCUAGGGGCGGCCGGGGAGUUUGACAGAAGGUGGCCCAGACAAAUAGUCUCGUCUGCAGGACUGUGUCGGUUUGGAAGCAGAAUUGACUGCUGCUGGGGCUGGGCCCGAGUGGCCUGGGGACAGUGCCAACCGUUCUACGUCUUAAGGCAGAGAAUAGCCAGCCUAAGGUGCCAGCCCAAAGCGAUAUGCCAGCCAGGGUGCAAACACGGUGAAUGCAUUGGGCCAAAUAAGUGUAAGUGCCACCCGGGAUACACUGGAAAAACCUGCAACCAAGAUCUGAAUGAGUGCGGGCUCAAGCCGCGGCCGUGCAAGCACCGGUGUAUGAACACCUUCGGCAGCUACAAGUGCUACUGCCUGAACGGCUACAUGCUUAUGCCAGAUGGAACCUGCUCAAAUGCCCUUUCUUGCCUGAUGGCAAACUGUCAGUACGGCUGUGACGUGCUCAAAGGGGAAGUGCGCUGCCGCUGUCCUUCUCCAGGGCUGCAGCUUGGGCCUGAUGGCAGGACUUGUGUAGAUAUUGAUGAAUGUGCUACUGGRAGAGUUCUCUGUCCACGGUUUAGGCACUGUGUCAAUACUUUUGGGAGCUACAUUUGCAGGUGUCAUAAAGGCUUUGAUCUGAUGUACAUCGGAGGCAAAUACCAGUGUCAUGAUAUAGAUGAGUGUUCCCUUGGCCACCAUCAGUGUGGUAGUUUUUCACACUGCUACAAUACUCCAGGAUCCUACAAAUGCAAAUGUAAAGAAGGAUACAGAGACAAUGGAACAAACUGCAUACAAAAGCCGGCGACCAGGCCGACGACUUGGCCGACACCCGUGCCAACAACUCGGCCAACAACUCGGCCAGCACCCGCGCCAAUGACUCAGCCAGCACCUGGGCCAACAACCCGGCCAACAGCUCCUCCUACACCCAGGCCAACUCAGCCUGCACCCAGGACAACGCCUCAGCUGACACCAAAGCCAACCACAAGGUACGUGCCAGUGACAAGGCUGGUCACAACACCGGUGACGAAGCUUCCACCUCCAACACCACCUCAGCCUACAAUAAGACCUACGCUACCACCACAAACAACUCCUCUGGUAACAACUGAAGAGCCUUCGUACGUUCCCGUCGAAACGACAUCUUCCCAAGGAAUUAUAGAUGACAACAGGAUCCAGCCUGAACCCCAGAAGCCCCGAGGAGAUGUGUUCAUUCCACGCCAGCCUGGAGUGAGCAAUAAUCUGUUUGAAAUACUUGAAAUUGAAAGAGGGAUUACAGCUGAUGAAUUUGAAGCAAACGAUGACCCAGGUGUGCUGGUGCACAGCUGUAAUUUUGAUAGUGGACUCUGUGGAUGGAUGAAGGACAAAGACGAUGACUUGCACUGGGAACCAGUGAGAGAUGCAUCAGGGGGACAGUAUCUUACCAUCUCUGAUCACAAAGGCAAAGAAGGAAGAGUGGCACAUCUUAUCCUGCCGUUAGGUCACAUGGAUCAGGCUGGAGACUUGUGCCUGUCCUUUCGGCAUAAAGUGCCUGGGCUGCAUUCUGSUGCCCUCCAAGUCUUUGUGAGGAAAAAUGGUGCUCAUGGCCCAGCUGUCUGGGGGAGAAAUGGUGGCCAUGGCUGGAGACAGACACACAUAACCCUACGAGGAYUUGGCAUCAAGAGUGUUAUUUUCAGAGGCGAGAAAGGGAGAGGAAGAGCUGGGGAUAUUGGACUAGAUGAUGUGGUCCUGAGGAGAGGACACUGCUCUGAAGAGCAUUAGCCAAGACAGUGGACCAGCACAGUCAUCUCCUCUUGUCCUUCUCUUGCAGUUCCUACCAAACUUUGAARCAGAGCUGCAUAGUUUUCCAUGAAGAAGAAAAAGUGGGAGACCAACAACUUCUUUGUGGUCUGCUAAGUGCAAUCUCAUGGAAAUUUCACUUAAAUACAUGGAGAACACCUCCCAGGACUGAGGAAAUCCAGUCUCCGGGCUGGUUCUUUCUGUUAAUCCUUACCCCUAAAUAAUAUUUUKUAUGUAAUAACUUUGUCACCCAUUAAGUCUGGUGAGUGCUCACAGGAASAGCACUUGUGAAAAAGGGAGAAUUAAUUACAAAUGGUGGCAAAACAAAGCUCAAUCUCAAAGUUUCAGUGUUGACUGACAGUCGUUAUCUUCCCAUAGUGCUACUCUUUCACAUUGAUUUGUGUGAGUCACAUUGGAUUAGUAAAAGCCUGGACSUGAACUUUGGCUUACUGCCACUGACAUUUGAAGAAGGGUUUGUCAUAUAUGAAAAUGCAUUUAUUUUGCUGUUGCAUCUGUAUUAACCAAAACCAGUUAWCUAGAGUAGGCAUUGCAUCCUGUAAUAUUUCUACUGAUGUGUUUUGUGUAUAUGUGUAUGGUAAACCUAUUUAUGUUUUUAAUAUUUACAGACUAGUUGCAAGGUAAUUGGCAGCUGUACUUUCUUUUUGWGCAAGACAGGARUUCAGCAUCUCCUUCAGUCCCGCUGGUCAUGCCAAGUUACCAAAGUCAGUCRAUGGUGCUCACUGAACACUGCUGGUGCAGUUUUUCAUGUUGUCAUGUCCUGGAGGCAAAAGACCAAACACGUACCUGAUGUAAACUGGCAGCUGAUGCCGUACAAGUUUGCAUUGAGCUCAAUCCUGCAAGAAGCUCCUGGUUCAGCUGAAGACUGAGCAGCCAGGAGAAGAUGAACUUGGAUCUUGUAAAGCUGAGACUGUUGGCACCCCAAGGAAUGUUCCCUUCCCGCAGGGAGCGCACACCUACGCAUAAGGAAAGAGGGCAGCUGCAUUAACACUGUACAAACAACUCCGACCGUGAAAUGCCUCGAGUGAUCUUUGUCAAAUGUCCAUAUGCCACCCMACCUUCUGUAUAUAACAAAUAUUUUAUUCUUUAGAACUAGAACAACUAUUAGCUCUAGUUGGAACAAAGUAUUUAUCAAAACUUUGUACUAAUUUUAUAGUUACGUAUCAUGCGUGUGCUGUGCAGUUUCCCAGGGAGUUCUUCUGUUUGGUUUGGAAUUAAGUGAGCAUYAUUAUCAUCAUCACUACUAGUAAUUCUAAAAUUGACAAUUGUAGCCUUUAAGAAAAUGACGAAAGAUUGGUAAAAUGUUGUUAGUGGUGCCUUAAAGCUUCAAAAUAUAUAUAGAAGAAAUAGAUCCCAGUUCUUUUAAAUACUUAAAUAGUGUAAAAUAAAUGUCAGCUGCAUAUCAUAUUCAGUCUUGUACAAAGGUCACAGAGAUUGAUUUGCAAGACCUYAGAGGUCUUAUUCCAAAGCCCUGUUUCUGAAAAAGUACUAGUCUGAAAAUACUUUUCCCAUCCUUGAUCCCCUUGAACAAAAUAAAAUGUGUAGAGUAGAAGUGUAUGUGAUUAGAGUCUCCUUCCAAACUGCAUCAGCAAACAUUUUGAAAAGGAAAAAAGCAAUGCAUUUGUAAACAUUAAAUUUUAAACUAUUUUGCUUCAAGUAUGAUUGUCAUAUUUUUCUCUUAUGUUACUUUGUGAUAUGUCAGAAAUAUCUGUGAAUAAUUGAAAUACCUUGUUUUUAUUUUAAAGUAUUCAGUAAAGGAAACUUACU
Molecule: messenger RNA, 3673 nt
Organism: Malurus melanocephalus (red-backed fairy wren)
Lineage: Eukaryota; Metazoa; Chordata; Aves; Passeriformes; Maluridae
Gene: NPNT
Product: nephronectin
Exons: 13
Coding region: 95-1870 (591 amino acids)
Cellular component (GO): membrane
Molecular function (GO): calcium ion binding
Source: RefSeq, a predicted model, not a curated record